UUACAAAACGCCGGUUAGCCGUAACGGCCGCGCAAGAAAACGUGGCCGGAUACGGAUGCGGGUCUACUUUGCCGCUUUCAACGCUCGUUGCUCGUCGCUCGUUGCUCGACAAAGAAAAUGCAUCACCCAAAAAAACACGCCAAAAAAAUGUUAUAAAGAAAUGAAAAGCCACUGAAGCUGCUGCUCCAGUUUUCUUUUCGAUAAACUGCACUUGCGUGCGAAUAUUUCUGCCAACAAUAAACGCAAGUCGAGGGCGAGCAUGCGGGCGAAGGAGCUGAGGAAGACGCCUGGCGAAGAUGGCAAAGUCGUGUCAGAUCAAGACCCCAGCGAACUUUGGCAAUUUGGCGGCAUUAUAUUUGGAUUAAGCAGCGCCAAAUUGCAACAGACGAACGAACAACGACGAAACAACUACGAUUAACGAUUUAAUUUAAGCUAUUUACAUAGUCGUACAAACACGUAUUGGGCAGAUUAACGCCACUAAACUGAAGGCAGUUCCGCAUUGUUUAUCAUUUUAGAGUUAUUGCCAGACAAUAAGAACGAAAGCAGGCAGACAAAGCAUAAGCAAAAGAAGAAGUGUAGCUAAAAUCUGCUUUAAAGCCACUUGUUAAGUCGAUAAGCAGCCUAGAGACACUGUAGACAAACAGAAAAAGAGAAAAUCGGUCAGCAACGAAAUUUUAAAAUAUUUUUUAUCAACAAUAAUUUAAAAGUUUUCGAAGACAAACGAGACGAGAGAGAAGGCAAGAGGAGAGAGUGAGUAAGAGCUAAUAGGAAAAACAAGUGAGCAAACAAGUAACAGCUAAAGCCAAAGCAAAGCACAAGCUGUGGAGGAGGCUCAACUCAACUUGGAAGACCAAGCCAGCAAACAACACGUACAACAAAUUUCCAAAGCAACAACCAACAACCAACAAGCAGAAACAACAACAUAAUGGCUGGCGUACAACGUAAACUUGUGCACAAGCAAUUCAAUUCACCCAUGGGCCUGUACUCCCAGGAGAACGUAAAGGCCACGCUGAAUCGAGAGCUGAAGGCCUUUGGGGCCGACGGGAUCGAAAUCGACGAGCAAAUCACAAAACCAUUGAACUUGGCCAACUCGGCUGUUCUGCGUGCCGUUGAGGAGGAGGAACAACAAGUCAAAUGCGGUUACAAACGCGUCGCUUGGCCACCAGCCUCUGAGGAGCGCAUUGUGCGUGAGUUCACGCCUCAGCCUCAGCAGAGUCCGGCGCCAGGCAGCGGUGGCUAUUAUCAGCAACAACAUCAGCAACAUCAGCAGCAACCAACAGCACCAGCAGCAGCGGCGCCGUCCGCUAGCAGCCUCAAUGCUGCACCAGCUCAGGGUCCCAUUUAUAACAACGUUCAACCACGAACCCAGCAACAACAGCCACAACAAUACCAGCAACCACAACAUCAGCAACAACAACAAUACUACCAGCAACCACAACAACCUGCACAAAAUGUUUAUGGUCCCAACACUAACUAUGCAUCAAAUGGUUAUGCGCCAGCAGCAGCAACUGUUGCUGCUCCACAAGAUCCUAAUAACUAUCCACAACAACCCAUCCAAUACACACAGGCACAGUUCAAUAGACAACCAUCGAGGGAGCCAGCUGCUGACAACUAUGCGCCGUAUGCACAGCCACAGCAGCAGCAACCACCCCAGCAACAGCAGCAACACUAUCAGCCAACUUAUCCCCAGCAACAGCAGCAACAACAACCUCCACUUGCCGUAGACAAUGUGGGCGGUGGCUGGAAGCACAUUGGUGCACCUCAGCCCAAGUCUCACCAGGAGUUCACAGCUGGUGGUGUUGCGCCAACGUCUGCUUAUCCCUCGUAUCAGCAGCAGCAACAACAGCCUCAGCAGCAGCAGCAACAAUAUCAAUAUCAACCUCAGCAGCAAUAUCAAGCGCCGUCCAGCGAUAACUACCAGCAACAGCAGCCGCAACAGCAGCAGCCACAGCAGCCAGCUCCACAGCACUGGCAGCAGCAACAACAGCAGCAGCAGCAACCACCACAACAGUCGCAAUAUCAGGCUCCAUAUCAGACGUCUCCUUAUCAACAGCAGCAGCCACAGCCACAACAAAACUAUGCACAACAAAAUGGUGGUGCUAACUAUGCUCAACCACAAUACAAUUCUUAUUCGCAGCCUCAGCAACUGCAGCCUCAACUGCAGCAGCAACAGUUGCCCUACUCGCAAGAUCAGACCGAUCAGCAGCAGAGCUACCGUGGCGCCAGUCCUGGCAUCAUAACGCUGCGUAAGGAGGCUCCCGUCUCACAAAAGCCUGCGCCAGUCUACACUUCGCAGCCUGCCGCCGUCAGCUAUCAGGGAGGCAGCAAAUUGCGCGGAGAUUUGAAAUGGCCACCACCGGAGUACAAGGAGGCCGCUGUGCGCGAGAACGAGGAACGUCGCCUCUUGGCGUUGGGCCCCGUCUGCCGUCCCCGUAGAGUCAAUCGCGACUACACUACCUUCUUUGCCAAGAACCAACUGAACUGCACCUAUCCCAGCUACAAGGUGCCACCAGGCACUCAGCACAUGUUUGCCUAAGUUCGUAAGAAGGCAGAAACUUAGAAAACAAAAAUUAAAAUGAUAAACAAGCAAAUUAUUAUCAAAACAAUCAAUGGAACCCACUUCAUAUAAUACUAAAAAACGAUCAUGUAAAUGUUACUAAAACGAAAACUAACGAAACUAUAUACUAUACAAAACUAUAUAUGUAUAUUGUUAUACUAAUUUUAAAAGCUACUAACCAAGCAACUAUAUAUACGUAUCUAUCUAUCUUAUCUUAUCUAUCUAUCAUUAUUUAUAUAAUUAUGCCAAAACGAAACGAAUAUCAGGGUACGAAGUAUCCCCCAUACUUCUGUUAUCCGAUUGAAGGUCAUAUAUCUGCAUAAGAUGUAUGAUGAUGGUAAAGAGAAAAGAUUAUAGUUUAUUCUAUAUGCUACAUACGAAAUAUAUUGGAGCAUAUGCAUAAAGAAAGAUGACAACAAAAAAAAAACAAAAGAAACACAA
Drosophila sulfurigaster albostrigata is the source of this 2998-nucleotide messenger RNA. RefSeq names its product adenylate cyclase, terminal-differentiation specific. Lineage: Eukaryota; Metazoa; Arthropoda; Insecta; Diptera; Drosophilidae. The transcript is spliced from 8 exons. The coding region runs from base 926 to 2536 and encodes 536 amino acids. The record is from RefSeq and is a predicted model, not a curated record.